GGUGAAGCUAAACUGGUUUCAUUGAAAUAAGCAUCAGGUUCCCGAGUACGUCAGGAAAGGGCGUGGCGACGUGCGUCAUCGAAGCCACGUAAUCCGGGAAGUAGGAAGUGUCGCCCUUCAGUCGCAAAAACAGCAGAAGAUGGCUGAGUUUGCGGAAGUAUCUCAAAAGUCCAAGCUACAUCCGAAGCCGGAGGGCCUUACACUGCAGUAUGGCACAGCUGGGUUUCGCACUCAUGCCAAACAUCUGGAUCACAUCAUGUUCCGCAUGGGCCUGCUGGCAACUUUGAGGUCCAAAAAAACUAAAUCCACCAUAGGAGUCAUGGUGACUGCCUCUCAUAACCCAGAAGAAGACAAUGGGGUGAAGCUGAUUGACCCCAUGGGGGAGAUGGUGACGGCGGUUUGGGAGGGAUACGCCACACAACUCGCUAAUGCCGAGCAGGACUUUCUUCUCAAAGAGCUAAAGGACGUUAUUGGGAAAGAGGACAUCGACAUGAGCGAGCCCGCAAGCGUAUACGUCGGCAAAGACACCAGACCGAGCAGUGCUAGUCUCUCUCAGGCUGUACUGGAUGGCGUUUCCAGUUUGGGUGGCAAAACUCAUGACUAUGGUCUGGUCACCACUCCCCAGCUACAUUAUAUGGUGUGCUGCUGUAACACGCACGGCUGCUACGGCAGUCCUACUGUUGAGGGCUACUACCAAAAACUCUCACAGGCUUUCCUUCAGCUUACACAGAACGCUUCAAACCGCACUGAUGAUCAGAAGAGGCUUCUGGUGGAUGGAGCCAAUGGCAUCGGUGCACUGAAGAUGAGAGAAAUGGAGCCGUUUCUUCGCUCCGAACUGCAGGUGGUGCUUUCGAAUGACGGCAGUAGCGGCAAACUCAACCACAUGUGCGGAGCGGAUUACGUCAAAGUCCAGCAGAAAGCACCUCAAGGUAUGAAUAUGGGAGAAUGUGAGCGCUGCUGCUCGUUUGACGGUGAUGCAGAUCGCAUUGUUUACUAUUACACCGACUCUAAAGGCUGCUUUCAUCUGCUGGACGGAGACAAGAUCGCUACUCUCAUCAGCACGUACCUCAAAGAGCUGCUCACACAGGCAGGGUUGAACCUGCAGAUUGCUGUUGUUCAGACGGCGUAUGCUAAUGGGAGCUCAACUCGCUACCUGGAGGACGUCAUGAAGGUCACUGUAUGCUGUACAAAAACAGGAGUAAAGCACCUACAUCAUGCAGCACAGGAAUAUGAUAUUGGAGUUUAUUUUGAGGCGAAUGGACAUGGAACUGUUUUGUUUAGCAAGGCGGCACAGAAACAGAUCCAGGAGCUGGUGAAACACUCAAACACAAACGAUGAGAGAAAACAAGCGGUGAAACUCCUAGAGAGCACCAUCAAUCUGAUCAACCAGACAGUGGGAGACGCAAUCUCUGAUAUGCUUGUGAUUGAAGCGGUGUUGGCCAUCCGAGGGAUGUCAGUGCAGGACUGGGACGAAAUUUACACAGACCUGCCCAACCGCCAACUUAAAGUCAAGGUGUCAGACCGGCGCGUUAUAGAUACGACAGACGCAGAAAGGAAAGCCGUGACUCCAGAGGGUCUGCAGGACGCCAUCGACUCACUUGUUAAGAAAUACAAAAACGCUCGGUCCUUCGUUAGACCUUCUGGAACUGAAGAUGUGGUCAGAGUCUAUGCUGAGGCUGACACACAGGAAAGUGCUGAUAGUCUGGCUCAUGAGGUCAGUCUGGCUGUGUAUCGUCUCGCCGGAGGAGUCGGAGACGAGCCAAAACCUUUACGCUGAUCAAACAUGCAUGCAAGCGGCGUGUCUGAGUCCGUCUGGUGAAAUGUAUGAAUACUGUAAAUGUACAGUAAACUAGCACUUGUUGCACAAACAAAUGUUUUGGGAGAUGACGAAUGUUAAAAGUUUAGUCUUUGUACUGUAUGAGUGACCAACAAUCUUUAUAAAUGAAAGUUUGUGAUUGUUAAACUGUGACCUGUGUGAACCUUUGUUUACAAUAAUUUCAUUACAGAAAAAACAAGUUUUGCUUUUUUAAUUUUAUCUACCAUUUUGAUUAUAGAAGAUAAUAUCGUUCAAUAGUUUGGGUUAAGGUAUUUGAAUGUUUUUGAAAGAAGUCUCUUAUUGUCACCGAGGCUGCAUUUAUUUGAUAAAAAUACAGUGCAAACAGAAAUAUUUUGAAGUAUACAAUUUAAAUAUUGUUUUAUUUUAAUAUGUAAUUUAUUCCUGUUAUGUCAUAUUUCAGGAUAAUUUCUCCAGUCGUCAGUGUCACAUGAUCUUUCGGAAAUCAAUAUAUGCUUAAGAAACUUUCCUUAUUAUCAAUGCUGAAAACAGUUGUGCUGAUUAAUAGGUUUGUGAAAACAAAUUCCUUCUCCAGGACUCUGAGGAAAAGAAAGU
This is a messenger RNA of Puntigrus tetrazona (Sumatra barb), 2389 nucleotides long. It is a transcript of the gene pgm3, whose product is annotated as phosphoglucomutase 3. Gene Ontology annotation, molecular function: magnesium ion binding; phosphoacetylglucosamine mutase activity. The coding region runs from base 140 to 1777 and encodes 545 amino acids. Gene Ontology annotation, biological process: hemopoiesis; carbohydrate metabolic process; UDP-N-acetylglucosamine biosynthetic process. The record is from RefSeq and is a predicted model, not a curated record. Lineage: Eukaryota; Metazoa; Chordata; Actinopteri; Cypriniformes; Cyprinidae. The transcript is spliced from 13 exons.